AUGUCUCACUCGAACAAGAGACAAAGGAUGGAUGCGGGUGGUGGUGGUGGUGGUGGUGCAGCACAUCGCAAGCAAGGCGCCAAUUCGAAGAAGCGUUCACACUCGCAUAUCAUCGACAAACCGCACGGCAAGGAUGAAGCUUUGGCUCGGUUGUUGGCCUUGAACAGUGCGCAGAUCGAUGGGAAGAGGUUGGACAAAGGCGGCGGCGGCGGCGGCGGCGUGGGUGCAGAUGAUGCGUCCAUCGGUUCUCUUGCCAAACAGCAGCAGAAAGAGAAAGAGAAAGAGGCAAGCGGUGAGGACGAGGGGCAUCGCAGCACUGCUCCAGCAUCCCAUACACCUUCAAAGCCUGCCAAAGACUCACAGGCGCAAGGUAAAGAGAGCAAGCAGAACAACAAGAACAAGGGAAAGCAGCAACAGCAUCAGCAUCAGCAAGGUCAGAUCAAGGGGAAGGAAGACCUGAUGCCGGGUAGGAAGAGCGUCUUUCGACCGGUGCUCAGGAGCGGGCUAGAAAUCGCUUGGCCAGAGAUCGCCCCGAUUCAUAGCGUACCCAUCUUGCACACCCUGCUCGAGCUCCUCUUGCACUCUGCUCUAGAUCCGCUGUUGAGGCCUGCCAAACCAGACUCGGACAGCUCCAAAGCGCGCAGACAGAGGAGGUUGACACUGCAGAAGAAGAUGCAAGGAGGAGCGUCUCUCGUGCGAAGCUCAGAGAAUGACCUGGUAGAGCGCCAGGAUGGGACAGGGAUGAAAGGGAAAGAAGAGAGAGGAGGGGAUGAGAUGCAGGAGGAUCGGCAUCACGAAUGCCAGCAGCAGGACGUGCCGCGCACUAGAGAGGAGGACAGGCCUAUCAUCGCGGGUCUGAACAGCGUAACGCGGUACUUUGAACAUCGAAUAGCGGGGGCACGUGUACGUCUUGCCUCCACAUCCCACUUGGGCCUGCGCUCAAAUGAUUCGAUCGACGAAAAAAAGGGAUGCGAGUCGGCCAAGGUAGAGACGCAGAACAGCGACGCACCGACGCUGUUGUUCGUCAAUAAAGCGGACGUCGAUCCUCCCUCUCUAAUAGCCCAUUUGCCAAUGCUCUGCUGUGCACACAACGCCAUAUACGGCGCACUCUCCUCCCUAGGUCGUGGAGCAGUCGCAAAUGAACGCGCGCGUGCAGAGCAAGACGCCCCUGUUCUUCUCGUUCCCUUAGGGCCCAGAGCAGAGCUGCACCUUUCAGCCGCGCUCAGACUCAGAAGAGUCACUGCUCUUCUCAUUCGUCCCAGAUUCCUACCCACCUCGUCCGACGGCAAAGUACUUGCCGAGCCUUUGCUCCGUCUACUGAGAAGCUCGACGUCGUUGAAAGAACCUCGAUCGGAUUGGUUGGACAGUGCGGCUCUCUCGGCUGUGCGCGAGGCCAGAGGCGGCGCCGCAUCUUCCGCCAAGCCCAACUUAAGGGAUGCCACGAGGGUAUUGUCGAAAGAGCAGCCUUCAAGCAAGCAAGCGCGAGCAAAUCCGGAAACUUCUUCAUCCAUGCAUCCCUUUUACCCGACGCGCAUCAAACAUCUCAGAUCUUCAGCUCCGGCAGAUCUGAACGCGCACAAGGUGGCCAAAAAGAUGAGCAGGGCAAAGAGAAAGGUGGAGGUGAAGGAAGCUGCUAGGCAGGAGAAGCAGAGGGUCAAAGAGGAACGCAGAAAAGAGAGGAAUAGAAAGAGAAGAAUGAGCGGAAAGAGGAGGAGAAAGAAGGCUGAGGAGAGAGAUGCGAAGAGCAAGAGAGAGGGAGAUGAGGAUGCAGCCGCACGAGGAGACGUUCGGGCGUGA
Molecule: messenger RNA, 1797 nt
Organism: Ceraceosorus guamensis
Lineage: Eukaryota; Fungi; Basidiomycota; Exobasidiomycetes; Ceraceosorales; Ceraceosoraceae
Exons: 2
Coding region: 1-1797 (598 amino acids)
Biological process (GO): tRNA processing; rRNA processing; nuclear-transcribed mRNA catabolic process, RNase MRP-dependent
Cellular component (GO): nucleolar ribonuclease P complex; cytosol; ribonuclease MRP complex
Molecular function (GO): ribonuclease MRP activity
Source: RefSeq, a predicted model, not a curated record